Molecule: messenger RNA, 2167 nt
Organism: Momordica charantia (bitter melon)
Lineage: Eukaryota; Viridiplantae; Streptophyta; Magnoliopsida; Cucurbitales; Cucurbitaceae
Product: Pseudouridine synthase family protein
Biological process (GO): tRNA pseudouridine synthesis; mRNA pseudouridine synthesis
Cellular component (GO): nucleus
Molecular function (GO): RNA binding; pseudouridine synthase activity
Source: RefSeq, a predicted model, not a curated record
GCGAUCCAAGAUCAGUAGCUAAAACAGCCUGAGCCAGCUAUGGUACUCUCCAGUGUCCACACAGCGGAGAUUGGGUGCCACUGCCAUGGCAGUCUCUUCUCUGCGGUUCCCGCUUUCCCCAUGGACGAAAACUUCAUCUACAUGCUUCCGCUUACCCUACAUUGCUUUCGUUUCGAGGAGCCCACAUCUUAGACCUAGACUAUUGUGCUGUUGCUCAUCUCCUUCUGCGUCCACUGACGCUUCUUCCACUCGCUGCGCUCCGGACCAGCUCCGGACAUGGGAAGCUUUUCGCAAGAAAAAGGUCGUUAUGCGGAUCGGCUAUGCCGGGACUGAUUAUAGAGGACUGCAAAUGCAACGCGAGCAACAGUCACAUCCAACAAUCGAACAAGAAUUGGAAGCUGCAAUAUUUAAGGCUGGUGGAAUUCGUGAUAGUAACUAUGGAAAUCUGUACAAAAUCUCAUGGGCUAGGAGCAGUCGAACUGAUAAAGGAGUUCAUUCCUUGGCCACAACAAUUUCCUUAAAAAUGGAAAUCCCUGAAAAUGCAUGGAUGGGCGACCCUUGUGGUAUUUUGCUUGCUAAUUACAUAAACUUUUAUCUUCCUGAUAAUAUCAAGGUUUUUGGCAUCGUACCUUCACAGAGGAGCUUUGAUCCUCGAAGGGAAUGUGAUGUCCGGAAGUACUCUUAUCUCCUCCCUGCUAAGCUUAUUGGAAUUGAGAGUAAAUUUAACACUACUGAAAUUGAUCACCACAUUUCAGAGUUUAAAGAUAUAUUAAACUCCUUUCAGGGAGAGCACCCUUUCCAUAACUAUACAAUACGUUCCAAGUAUAGAAAGACAAUUCGAGCCAGGCAAUCUCCUGGAUAUGGCCAUAAUUCAGGAGAAGAAGUAUCACCUAGUGGUAUGUCGAACUCUGGGUUUGAGGAGAGUGAUAGUGAAGAUAAUUUUUUUGUCGAAGGAGUCAAGGGGCCAAAUCAACAUGCUCCAAGAUUAAGUGUUUGUUGUGAAGAUCCAGUUGAAGUAUGCAGUAAGCUUGGAAAUGGAUCAGAGCUUCAAAAGGGUGUUCGUGCAAGAUGGCUUCAUGAGCCAGAUGAGAAAGAUCGCAUAGGUGCCUCCCACUUCAGAAAGAUUCUUUGCUGUUCUUGUGGGAAACUUGAAACAUCUCUUGGAUACGAUUUCGUUGAGAUCUCAAUCUGGGGAGAAUCUUUCAUGUUGCAUCAAAUCCGGAAAAUGGUGGGAACAGCCGUUGCUGUGAAGCGGAAACUGCUCCCAAGAGAUAUUAUAGCAUUGUCACUGACCAAGUUUUCUAGAAUAGUUCUGCCCAUUGCACCAGCAGAGGUUUUAGUCCUAAGAGGGAACAGCUUUUCCAACGGAAAACGUCCAGGAGCUCCAAAGAGGCCCGACUUGCUCACAUUGAACAAAUCGGACGACAUCAUCAAGUCGGUGGACGAAUUCUACAGAUCAGCGAUAUUACCUGAGCUAACAAACUUCCUGGACACGGAAAAAGCGCCAUGGAACGAAUGGGUGGAGAAAUUGGACAAAUACACAAGCAUUCCCAAUGAGCAACUGGAUGAAGUCAGAAAUGCCUGGAAAGCAUGGAAGGAAAAGUUUGAGAGUGGACAAACACAUAAAAGGUACAUUGGUCAUGAAGAAUUCAAAGCACCCAUUUGAAUUAUGUUGAUGUGUUUUUUUGUGUGUGCCUCUUUUGUUGGAAGAAGUCUUUGAAGAGGAUGGGAGGCAGUUGAGUUUAGUUGGUGGAGUUAUUAUUGGUACAAAUUAUGGGGUUUGGGCAUUGAAUGCCACUGGCCAUGGGGGGCGUUUAAGAGCGCAGCAUCAACCACAGACCAACCCCAACCCACUCAGCACCAUAACGGAGCUCGCUCGCAUUCAAUGUCAGCCGCUCAUAAGGCGAAAUUUGUAGGUGAGCCAUGAAUCAUGAUGUUCAUUUUACUUGAUUUGUGAUAACAAUUUUGAGUGAGCCUUGACUAAUAAACACUGUGAAAAGGAUUGCUGUUGCUUCUCUCUUUUAAUUAUGAUUUAAAUUGUUUGCUCUUUGUAUUAUUGAGAUACGUGUAAAUUGGAAUCAUCACAUGAUGAGAGCAAAAAAUCUCCAUUUAAAAUGGAGUCAAUAUUGAUGUGAAUUAUGAAGUGAUUAAAUAUUGGUAUCUCUUA